CCUGUGAAUGUUAUCAUAUUUAUGAAAAAUAGCUUAAAAUAGACCCAACCGCAUUCCGAGCACAUGCCUAAUGCAUGAGCGGGCGGUUAAAAAAAUGCAUGGCAAGAGCGCCCCAUUUGCAUGGGAGGCGCGCGCGCGCCUCAUAAACCUUUGCAUUAUGCAAUCCGCACCGCCUACAUCCAGCGAUUGAUUAAAGCCGGGGUCAAUCCGAUGCAUGUAUUCAAAAGGGGGGGGACUGCGCCCCCGCUGCCACUGUCCGGAAAACAGCGGCAUCCGCUUUUCCGCUCGAGCACAAGCCACUUUGUGGGUUAGUUGGACAUCCAGGGGCGUGCCCCCCUUUUGGCCUGAGCCGAUGGGCCAUGCUAACGACCGUAACAGAUCCCGAAGCGGAUUUCGGUGGCCGCCACGUGGCCCCACACCCAAUCCCGAAAUGUCCCAUAAUUGAAUAACUCGGAAUACAUCCAUGGGUAAGUGGCUGAUGCAAAUGGGGCUCGGAUCGGCGCUUAAAAGCGCGAGCGGCCGACGAGCGGAGGCAGACCGCCAGUCUCCAGCCCCAAGUGCGCGACGAUGCCCCUGACGUUGCUCACCGCCAGCCUCGUGCUGUUGCUCGUGCUCAUCGUGGUCGGCAUUGUCCGCAAGCGGCCCCCAGGCGCCGCCCGGGAACCCCCGAUGCCGCUGCGCCUGCCCAUCAUCGGGCACCUGCACUUGCUGCGCGGCUACUCGGUGCCCUACCAGGCCUUCACUGCGCUGAAGCUGCGCUACGGCCCAGUGGUGAGGCUGCAGCUGGGCGCCGUCAAGUGCGUGGUGGUGAACGGGCAGCGCCACAUCCGGGAGGCGCUGGUCACGCGCGGCCACCACUUCGACUUCCGCCCCAACUUUGAGCGCUACCAGCGCCUGUUCGCCGGCAACAAGGAGAACUCCCUGGCCUUCUGCGACUGGUCCAGCACGCAGAAAGCGCGCCGCGACAUGCUCAAGGCGCACACGUUCCCGCGCGCCUUCACCGCCCAGUUCCAGCGCCUGGAGGGGCUGGUCGUGGAGCAGACCGGGCGCCUGGUGCGGGCGCUCAGCGCCCACUCCACUCUGCAACUCAAGCCGCUGCUGCUCCAGACCUGCGCCAAUGUGUUUCUGAGCCACUUCUGCUCGGUGCGCUUCGGUGCUCAGAACGCCGCCUUCCUCGACCUGCUCAGCAACUUCGACGAGGUCUUUUUCGAGGUCAACCAGGGAUACGCCGCCGAUUUUCUUCCCUUCCUCAUGCCGCUCCACAGGCGAAAACUGCAGCGCCUCAGCGCCGUCACCCACAAAAUCCGCGAGUUUAUCAAUCGCGAAGUGAUCGGGGACCGAUUCGAGAGGCAUCAGCCGGACAUGGAGCCCGCCGACUACCUGGACAGUCUGAUUGGGCGCGUGAAGGCGCCCGGCAAGGAGCCGCUGGACUGGGACACCGCCCUUUUCGCCCUGGAGGAUAUUAUAGGCGGCCAUGCGGCUGUGGGCAACUUCCUGACGAAGCUGUUUGCGUUUCUGGUGGCGGAGCCCCAGGUGCAGCGGCGCAUCCAGCAGGAGAUUGACGCGCAAGUGGGCGUGGACCAGCCAGUCACCAUCUCCCACCGUCUAGUGUACACGCAGGCGGUGAUCUACGAAGCCAUUCGGCUGAUUUCGUCGCCCAUCGUGCCGCGCGUGGCCAAUCAAACCAGUGAACUCGGCGGUUACACAAUCGAAAAGGGCACGGUGCUGUUCUUGAACAACCACGAUCUGAGCAUGUCGGAGGAGCUGUGGGCGGAGCCCCAGCAGUUCCGCCCCGAGCGCUUCAUCAGGGCGGGCAAACUGUUCAAGCCCGAGUACUUUUUGCCGUUUGGCGGCGGCCGGCGCAGCUGCAUGGGCUACAAGCUGGUGCAGCUGGUGUCGCUGGGCGUGGUCGGCGCCAUCAUGCAGCGCUUCACUUUGCGGCCGCUGGGGGGCGACCUGGCCCCCUACCGCGUCCCCAUCGGCUCCUUGGCCCUGCCCAAGGACAGCUUCACCUUCCAACUGGAGAAGCGGUGACGCCCGGCGGACACUCCUCCCCCCAUUUUGCAGUAUUACGCACGCCCCCUUCGGCCCCUUAGACUGUAAACACGCAAUAAAGAACUGAACUCCA
Molecule: messenger RNA, 2128 nt
Organism: Dendroctonus ponderosae (mountain pine beetle)
Lineage: Eukaryota; Metazoa; Arthropoda; Insecta; Coleoptera; Curculionidae
Product: cytochrome P450 307a1
Exons: 5
Coding region: 568-2034 (488 amino acids)
Molecular function (GO): iron ion binding; monooxygenase activity; heme binding
Source: RefSeq, a predicted model, not a curated record